Messenger RNA from Syngnathus typhle (broad-nosed pipefish), 2486 nucleotides. It is a transcript of the gene slc38a9, whose product is annotated as solute carrier family 38 member 9. Gene Ontology annotation, biological process: amino acid transmembrane transport. Lineage: Eukaryota; Metazoa; Chordata; Actinopteri; Syngnathiformes; Syngnathidae. The transcript is spliced from 15 exons. Gene Ontology annotation, molecular function: amino acid transmembrane transporter activity. Bases 300 to 1979 code for a protein of 559 amino acids. The record is from RefSeq and is a predicted model, not a curated record.
UAAACACCAAAGAGGAAGAAGCAGAAGAAGAAGGAGAACAGCGAUACAAGACGAAGGGAAAAAAAAUAACGAUCAUAAGCAGUAGAUGGAUGGAGGACGAAGGACAUACACACACAUGUAGGAAGCAUAUUUGUACUUUCUAAGACUGUGUACUCACUCGUUUACUGUACUGUAGUUAGUCAGGGCUGCCACAGUCUAACAGUUAAAUUGAGACAAACUGAAGAUACCCGGGAAGGAUGUCAUCAUUGUAAACAUCGUCAGGUGAUGGUAGUUAUCAGGACUUGAUUGUCUCAGGAAUCAUGGAGAACGACAGCAGGCCUCUGCUGAGCUGGGAGCAGGCUGGAGAGAGCUUCUCGCACAGAGGUUCCACAGACUCACUGGAAUCCAGAGCGAAAAGACCAUUCUACGUGGAGCCUAGAAACAUCAUAGAUGAUGAACCGCAAGAGCGCGUGUCAGCCGAAGCUGCCAUCCUCAACAGCAGAGUGCAUUACUAUAGCAAACUAACUGGUUCUUCUGACAGGCUGUUGAGUCCGCCAAACCAUGUCAUCCCCAGGGCAGAGGAAAUCUACAUCUACAGCCCAUUGGGGACAGCAUUUAAGAUGUCGGGAAAGGAUCACAUGACUAAAAACCCCAGUAUCAUUACCAUAUUUGCAAUAUGGAACACAAUGAUGGGCACAUCCAUACUCAGUAUACCUUGGGGUAUAAAGCAGGCUGGUUUCACUCUUGGGAUCCUCAUCCUUAUUUUUGUAGGCUUACUUAUGCUGUACUGUUGUUACAUUGUCCUCAAAUCACCAAAAGCAAUACCCUAUGUGGACACAUCCGACUGGGAAUUUCCUGAUGUUUGUCGGUACUACUUUGGCAAGUUUGGCCAGUGGUCCAGCUUAUUCUUCUCAAUGGUGUCUCUUAUCGGAGCCAUGGUGGUUUAUUGGGUCCUCAUGUCCAAUUUUCUCUACAACACUGGGCAGUUUAUCUACAACUAUGCUCAUAAUGUUAACAUGUCAGAUUGGGAGUUUGGAACCAAUGGGACAGAUAGAGUAAUUUGUCCAUACCCAAACACCGACUCUGGAGGGAACCACAAUUUCAGCACACUUUACAUCAGUACCAGUGGAAAUGAUACAUCUGAUGUCAAUUCCUUUGAACAUUGGUGGAGCAAAGCCAAUACUGUGCCAUUCUUCCUCAUUGUUCUACUGCUGCCAUUACUUUGCUUCCGAUCAGCCUCCUUCUUUGCAAGAUUCACCUUCUUGGGCACCAUAUCAGUGAUCUACCUAAUUGUUCUGGUCACAAUCAAAGCUGCCCGUCUUGGUUUUCACCUCGAGUUCCACUGGUUUGACAGUACUAGCAUCUAUGUUCCAGAAUUGCGGCUGCUCUUCCCUCAACUGACGGGUGUCCUUACACUGGCUUUCUUCAUUCACAACUGCAUCAUCACAUUGAUGAAGAACAACAAGCAUCAAGAGAACAAUGUACGGGACCUGUCUGUGGCUUAUCUCCUUGUUGGGCUGACCUACAUCUAUGUGGGCGUGUUGAUCUUUGCAGCUUUUCCAUCACCCCCUCUCAGCAAAGACUGUAUUGAACCAAACUUCUUAGACAAUUUCUCCAGUGGUGAUGUGAUGGUGUUUGUUGCUCGGUCCUUCCUGUUGUUCCAAAUGAUCACAGUCUAUCCUUUGCUGGGAUACUUGGUGCGAGUCCAGAUGAUGAGCCAGAUAUUUGGCAAUCAUUAUCCCAGUUUCUUCCAUGUCCUCACCCUGAACAUUUUGAUUGUUGGAGCUGGUGUCCUGAUGGCAAAGUUUUAUCCCAACAUUGGAUCCAUCAUUCGGUUUUCCGGAGCAACGUGCGGCUUGGCCUUAGUGUUUGUAUUCCCCUCCUUGAUUCACAUGAUCUCCUUGAGACGACAGGGCUGCCUCCGCUGGCCGUCAGCUGUCUUUCACAGUUUUCUUAUCUUGUUGGGUAUGACCAACCUGGUGGCUCAGUUCUUCAUGUAAAUUCACACCUUCCCUGGCAGGGUUUUGAUUAUGUGAUGGACCUUUAAAAUGAUUACCAAAAAAAGACAUUUACAACAUCCACCAGGAAUGUAAUGACAUUGUUAUCUUCUGUCGCCCAGCGAGUGGGAUUGUGAUGUGAUAAAAGGUUCUUUGAUGGUAACUUUAGAUGUUUGAUUACUCCUGCUCAGACAAGUCGUAGGGAUGUAUUUGACUGCGGGUCAAAGGGACUAUAGGCUAUAAGGGGUGCAUAAGUAUACAUUUAAUGUUAUCUUUCCUUGGAAUCAAUAUGUAUGGCUUUACAGUUGUAUUUUAUCAUCAUUUCGUUGACUGAAUGCUCUUAUCUUGGUGAUUAUACCAACUGUAUGCAUUGUGAAUGGCAUGUUGUAAUUUUUAACCAAACUUGCCAUUUUAUAACCCAUCUUCAGAUAAUUCUGAUAUUCUGUAUUCGGUGCUUGAUAAGAAGAUACAAAGGGAACCUGAGUGAAAAUAAAUCUCAGGUAUAAAGAA